AUGGUCGUUGAGAUCUCGCCUUUGACGGAAGCUGAUAUCCCUGGCGCGAUCCGUGUCAUUCAGCACGCUUUCGCGGAUGAUCCUUAUUUCAAGUGGGUUUUUGAUGAUUCCACGCCCGCGUCCCCAAACGGGAGAAACACACACCAGUUCAACAAUGACCGAAACUACCAUUCCCUCGAAGCACGCUGUCGCUGGGGCAUUAACAACGCCAUCUUCCAAGUCGCGAAAGAACAAAAGCAACAGAGCUCCUCAGAUCAGCCGUCCCCCGUUCUCGGCGUCUCCUGCUGGCUACCACCACACCCACCUGCCAAACCAGAGAGCUGGUACUCCUGGUACCAGGGCUGGGUCCUAUCGGCUGGCCAGCUGCUCACGAACAUACGCUACUUUGGCCGGGGUGGGUUGCGGGUGAACAGGUACUGGAUCUGGAAGGAGCAGCAGCAGAAAGCGCAGGCGGAGAUAUGGGAUGAUCCGCGCGGGUACUAUUUUUGUAAUAUGGUUGCUGUGGGGCCGGAGGCGCAGGGACGGGGCGUGGGGAGGCUUUUGUUUGAGGCUGUUACGAAGAGGGCGGAUGAAGAGGGGGUGAAGUGUUAUUUGGAGAGCUCGAAGAAUGUGCCUAAUGUGCAGAUUUAUGAGAGGAUGGGAUUCGAGAUGAGGAGGACGAUGGAGUGUAGGGAUGGGGAGGAUGUUUGCAUGUUGUACUGCAUGAUGCGGAACCCGAAAACCGAGUAA
Molecule: messenger RNA, 729 nt
Organism: Penicillium verhagenii
Lineage: Eukaryota; Fungi; Ascomycota; Eurotiomycetes; Eurotiales; Aspergillaceae
Product: GNAT family N-acetyltransferase
Exons: 3
Coding region: 1-729 (242 amino acids)
Molecular function (GO): acyltransferase activity, transferring groups other than amino-acyl groups
Source: RefSeq, a predicted model, not a curated record